Anastrepha obliqua is the source of this 2844-nucleotide messenger RNA. RefSeq names its product protein toll-like. Gene Ontology annotation, cellular component: membrane. Lineage: Eukaryota; Metazoa; Arthropoda; Insecta; Diptera; Tephritidae. Gene Ontology annotation, biological process: toll-like receptor signaling pathway; immune response. The coding region runs from base 113 to 2809 and encodes 898 amino acids. Gene Ontology annotation, molecular function: transmembrane signaling receptor activity; protein binding. The record is from RefSeq and is a predicted model, not a curated record. The transcript has 2 exons.
UGAACCAUUGCCUCCUUCACCGGCGUUAAUGAGUCAUUAAUUCUAUACCCGGCACCCUGUACUCUGCCUGCCAUUCGCUGUCGCUGUUAUCACCUUUCCGCAAUGCGAUCUGAUGAGCAUGAAUACGAAUUGUAGCUGUAAACGGGAUGACAAUAAAAAUAUGGAAAUUGUUUGUCCACUCAACAUAACAAUACUUAUUUAUAGAAGCGUACAAGUGGAUGUGAACUGCCGCGGCAUUGCGAACGCGCCUGAUAGUGACGCGCACAUCGACGCGCUACCUGCCCUACCCAUCGGACCCGAUCUAUUGCUGGUGGUGUUGCGCGGUUGCAACAACUUGGAUACAAUUUUACGUCGCUUGAGCAUACACAAAGUAAGUUUGUUGGAAUUAAGCGCUGGCACGCAUACAACAAACACAACAAAACUAACACGUCAACAACUACCGAAAGAACUGCCGUUGACGAGUUUGAAACUUACCGAUUACACACAGUUAGCGGCUGAACUGUUUGCUGAUUAUGCGCAAUUGAAAUUUCUUGAAAUAGAAGCUGCAGUACUUGAGUUGGCGCCUAAUGUAUUCCAGCCGCUGUCCAACUUAGUAGGACUCACAUUGAAAGGCUCCAUUGCACAGCUGCCGCUAGAGAUAUUUCACGCACAGCGUCGUCUCACAAAUGUGGUGUUUAGGGAUGGCGCGUUGCAAAGUCUGCCGUCAACCAAUUUUAAGCACAUGCCACAGUUGCAAUCUUUACACUUGCCACGUAACAAACUCGCGUAUAUGCCAGCGAAUAUAUUAGCGCCCCUCGUCGAGCUGCAACGCAUCCAUUUGAAUGAGAAUCGCUUGCGCGCGCUGCCCGCCUCGUUGCUAGAGCAGCAACGUAAGCUACUUUACAUCGAUUUAAGUGAAAAUCAGCUAGAAUCGCUGCCGCCCAAACUAUUUGCGCGCACAUUCCGCUUACGAGAGCUACGCCUCUCACACAACCAAUUGCAUAGCAUACCCAGCGAGCUGCUCGCGCCGCUCAACUACCUCAAUCUGCUACAUUUAAACAAUAAUCAACUGAGCGGCAUACAUCCGCAUAUAUUCGCAAACAAUAGUCAGCUGCAAUACUUGCAUUUGCAGUACAAUCAAAUUAAGAUACCUGCAGCGCAAAUGUGUGCGACCUUCAUGCCUCUCACACAACUAGGCGAACUCUUUUUGCACAACAACGCGCUGACACAUUUAUGCGAACAACCAUCCCCUCAAAAAAUGGCAACUAUUGAUUUGUCCCAUAAUCGCAUCGAAACGUUGCAAGCAUCUGGUCUAGUUGCGCUCGCCUGCAGCUGGGUACGUGUGGAUCUAUCGCACAAUGCGCUUCGAAGUAUUUUGGUGCCUGCGCGCAUCUACAGUAGCAAGGAAAUCCCUGCGCUCACGUGCGAGAGCACCGUAGCGCUCAGCUACAAUGCGCUUCACUGCGACUGUGAAUUAGUGAACUUUGUGCUAGGCAAUCAUCGGCGCUUUCUGAACGAGUAUACGCGGUUGAACACUACCCAACUGAGCUGUGGCUCGCCACCAUUACUGCGCGGUCGACUUGUUGAUACACUGCAACCCGGUGAGCUUCUGUGUCCCGUUGUCAGCGAUUUAUGUCCCCACCGCUGCCGCUGUUGGGCGCGUACUUAUGACGCUACGCUCGUGGUAAACUGCACGCAGGCGCAACUCAAAACUUUGCCCACACUACCAACUCUUUCGACUACACCGCUUAUGGCUAUAGAAUUGCACAUAGAUGACAAUGAAAUUAUUGCGCUACCUUUAAACUCAACCAACGGCUAUGCAAAUGUAACGCGCCUUUACGCGGCUGGCAACCUCUUGAGCAGUAUUGAAGCGUUCCAACUUCCCGCGCAGCUCACACACCUCGACUUGCGCCACAACCGCUUAACGUGGCUCAACAGCGGUUUCUUCACGGUACUCAACACCACCCAAACACUGCGCGCUUUGUAUUUGUCGCAGAAUCCGUGGGCGUGCGAUUGCGCCACCGAGCAAUUGCUCAUCGCCGCUAAGGUGCAUCACAAUCUCAUACGCGAUAUAGAUGAGCUCAGCUGCGCUGAUACGCGCUAUGCAAAAAUACUUGAACUUGCUUUCAGCGAUAUCUGUCCCAUGGAUUUGACUCCACUAUUCGCCAGCAUAAGCCUGCUGACUGCAGGAUUUGUAAUCGCCGUCGCCAGCACACUUUAUUUCAAAUAUCAGCUGGAGAUCAAUGUGUGGCUGUACGCACACAAUGCCUGUCUUUGGUGUGUCACGGAGAACGAGUUGGACAAAGAUAAAUUGUUUGACGCAUUCAUCUCAUAUUCGCACAAGGAUGAACGUUUCGUUACGCAAGAGCUGCUGCCGGGUCUAGAGCAUGGCGAUAUACCAUUUCGUGUGUGUACACAUGAGCGCAAUUGGCUAGCCGGCGCCUAUAUUCCUGAACAAAUAGUCGAGUCUGUGGAGCAAUCGCGUCGCACAAUAAUUGUGCUCUCGCAACACUUUAUCGAAUCGCCGUGGGCGCGCAUGGAAUUUCGCACGGCACAUCAGAGCGCUUUGAAUGAGGGACGCACGCGCGUCAUUAUUAUUAUGUAUGGCGAAGUUGUGAAUAUGGAUGCGCUCGAUACGGAGCUGCUGGCGUAUUUGAAGAUGAAUACCUACCUGAAAUGGAAUGAUCCUUGGUUCUGGAGCAAAUUACGUUACGCUAUGCCUCAUAAGCGGCGAAAUGUAAUGAAUGAGACGAAUGAGCCGCGCUUCGUGUAUAGCGCUAUGGAAUUAAUAGAGCUUAGUCGACGUGCGCGAACAACAACACUAAUGUGAGCGAGGGCCAUAGAGAGGUUUCAAUGUCAAGUGAU